Messenger RNA from Bufo gargarizans (Asiatic toad), 1939 nucleotides. Its product is annotated as oocyte zinc finger protein XlCOF6.1-like. Bases 145 to 1347 code for a protein of 400 amino acids. NCBI's taxonomy places the organism in Eukaryota, Metazoa, Chordata, Amphibia, Anura, Bufonidae. The record is from RefSeq and is a predicted model, not a curated record. The transcript has 2 exons. Gene Ontology annotation, biological process: regulation of immune system process; regulation of cytokine production; negative regulation of transcription by RNA polymerase II.
GGUGAUGAGCAGAGUAUAGAGGACAUUCCUACAGAUAACCGCCCAGAUGACUGUACCAGGAACUUAGAGAAACAUGUGGUAUCAUCAGAUUUUGAAGUAGAUGAUUGUGGUAUCACACGAGAUACAUUUGAACAGCAUGCCAAUAUGCAAGAUAUACCCUCAUCCAAUCAGGUCCGAUCUUCUGAUUCAUCACAGACUGUAACACAGAAUAAAGGUCACAGAAGAGGUGCUAAACAUCAAACCGGUCACAUAAGAGGGAAGCCAUUUUCAUGUUCAGAAUGUGGGAAAUGUUUUAAUAUGAAAUCAGAACUUGUUAUACAUCAGAGAAGUCACACAGGAGAGAAGCCAUUUUCAUGUUCAGAAUGUGGGAAAUGUUUUCACAAAAAAUCAGCUCUUGGUAAACAUCAGAAAAUUCACACAGGGGAGAAGCCAUUUUCAUGUUCCGAAUGUGGGAAAUGUUUUUACCUUAAAUCAAAUCUUUAUUCACAUCAGAGAAUUCACACAGGGGAGAAGCCAUUUUCAUGUUCAGAAUGUGGGACAUUUUUUAAGCAUAAAGCACAUCUUGUUAGACAUCAGAGAAAGCACACAGGAGAAAAGCCAUUUUCAUGUUCAGAAUGUGGGAAAUGUUUUAGCCGCAAAUUAGGUCUUGUUAUGCAUCAGAGACAUCACACAGGAGAGAUGCCAUUUGCAUGUUCAGAAUGUGGGAAAUGUUUUAACCGUAAAUCAGAUCUUGAGACACAUCAGAAAUUUCACACAGGGGAGAAGCCAUUUUCAUGUUCAGAAUGUGGGAAAUGUUUUCACAAUAAAUCAGAUGUUGUUAGACAUCAGAGAAUUCACACAGGGGAGAAGCCAUUUUCAUGUUCAGAAUGUGGGAAAUGUUUUAAUCAGAAAUCGUCUCUUGUUUUGCAUCUGAGAAUUCACACAGGAGAGAAGCCAUUUUCAUGUUCAGAAUGUGAGAAAUGUUUUAAUAUGAAAUCAGAACUUGUUAUACAUCAGAGAAAUCACACAGGAGAGAAGCCAUUUUCAUGUUCAGAAUGUGGGAAAUGUUUUCACAAUAAAUCAGUUUUUGUUAAACAUCAGAAUAUUCACACAGGGGAGAAGCCAUUUUCAUGUUCAGAAUGUGGGAAAUGUUUUAACCGUAAAUCAAAUCUUGAUGCACAUCAGAGAAUUCACACAGGGGAGAAGCCAUUUUCAUGUUCAGAAUGUGGGAAAUGUUUUCACAAAAAAUCAGUUCUUAUUAUACAUCAGAGAAAUCACACAGGGGAGAAGCAAUUUUCAUGUUCAGAAUGUGAGAAAAGUUUCAACCAUAAAUCAUCUCUUUUUAAACAUAAAAAAAAACACAUAUAAGAGAAGCCAUCUUCAUGCUUAGCCCGUUCGUGACCUCCCUUAUGUGUUUUUAUGGUGUUCACCAACUAGCUUUAUUUCUUCAGAUACACUUUUUUUUUUUUUUUUUUUUACAGGGAGAUAAAACCGUGCCAAAGGUAGCUGAGUGCUUGGCGCGAUGAUUGGGACCGCUGUGAGAGCUCCCCAAACAAACAUAGUCUCCUGUAUUGAAUGAAUAUUGGUAAUCAAAGGACAGAUCCAGUUACAAGUGAAACUAAGUUAUUAGAUUUUUUUAUAUAUCUCCUCGAAACACAAUUGUUUAGUGAGAGAAAAAAAAUAAAAAACUGUUUCCCACCCUGCCUGUGAUCGGUAUAGGGACCCUCCAUUCCUGUUAAACUGCAAAUACAGGGGCUUAUAUGUGAAAGUCCAAAAAAUUGAGCUGGAUUCCCACAAGAGCUGGUGUCCAGACAUGUGGAAAAAGGGGUGUCAUUCACACUUGUAAAUGGCCAGUUAUUUGCAGUCAAGUAGAAUGACCGAUAGGAUGUAACAUAGUUUAUAAGGUGGAAAAAAGACAUCUGUCCAUCCAGUUCGGCCUGUUAUCCUGCAGGUUGAUCAA